AUGAUGCAGACGCGCAUGCUCUCGAAAGAAGACGAGGUCGCUGCUGGUGGCAGCGAGGACAAUGAAGUCCGUCGCGAGGACCAGGAGAAGAUUAACCGGUUCAGUCGGCUGCAUCAGCGGGAGACGGUGCUGGAGGAUUUGUUGAAGGCGAAGCAGAAAGACAAAGAAGAUCUCGAGGAAGUCUCGACGGAACUGGAACUCGCGGAUGAGGAUGAAUUAGUCCCGUACAAAAUCGGCGACUCAUUCUUCCAACUUCCCCUGGAAGAAGCGCAGUCCCUGCUCUCCUCUUCCACGGAGCAGAUCGACACCGAGGUAUCCGGUCUAGAGGAUAAGUUGAGUGAUCUGCGCGAGGAGCUGCAGCAGUUGAAGGUGGCGCUGUAUGCGCGGUUCGGUCGGAGUAUUAACUUGGAGACUUGA
Messenger RNA from Aspergillus melleus, 417 nucleotides. Its product is annotated as tubulin-binding prefolding complex subunit GIM3. Gene Ontology annotation, biological process: protein folding. The record is from RefSeq and is a predicted model, not a curated record. The transcript is spliced from 4 exons. Gene Ontology annotation, cellular component: cytoplasm; prefoldin complex. Lineage: Eukaryota; Fungi; Ascomycota; Eurotiomycetes; Eurotiales; Aspergillaceae. Bases 1 to 417 code for a protein of 138 amino acids.